AUGGCCUCUACCCCACCAACCACCGCGAUUCCUCCUCGGACAUGGACACGAGCGGACAGCGAGUUCUUCAUCUCGAACGACCCAUCACUGCUAUCCGUCAAGGCUGUCAAUGAAGCCUUUGGACGAGAAUUCCUAUACUGGGGCAAACCCUUCCCCGAAGAAGUCAUGCACCAAAUUCUCCACGGCUCCAUGAGCUUCGGCGUCUACAGGCAGACCCAACCCAAGCCUGAAGAUGGGCCUUUCUCUCCUACCGCAGAAAGCACAGAGCAAAUUGGACUUGCGCGAAUGGUCACAGACGGAUCAACCUUUGGAUACCUUUCGGACGUCUAUGUCCUCCCCGAGUACCAGGGCCAUGGACUCGGAAAGUGGCUCAUGAACUGCGUGGUGGAGGUCUUCUCCAAAGAAAACAUGCCAUAUCUACGCCGGAUCAUGCUUCUGACUGGCGAUAAGCGGGUGCAAGAUUUCUACUCCAAGAUUUUUGGCAUGAAGGUGAUUGGCCAUGAGCAACGGCCCGAUAUUGGACAGGACUUGGUCUUCAUGUGUGCACGGCCGAAUGCACCUGAGUAG
Penicillium canariense is the source of this 567-nucleotide messenger RNA. RefSeq names its product GNAT family N-acetyltransferase. The record is from RefSeq and is a predicted model, not a curated record. Gene Ontology annotation, molecular function: acyltransferase activity, transferring groups other than amino-acyl groups. NCBI's taxonomy places the organism in Eukaryota, Fungi, Ascomycota, Eurotiomycetes, Eurotiales, Aspergillaceae. The transcript has a single exon. Bases 1 to 567 code for a protein of 188 amino acids.